UUGCAUGCCUCUGUAAGAGAAGGAAGGAGCUGCAUUGAAUGGGAGCACUACACUAGUUCUGGGUGCAAUGACAACAGCUUGGAUGUGAUAUUCUUUUGAAGAGGAAUGGGAAGUCAAGGAGGCUGGAAUGUUCCAAGUACCCGCUGAAGCUACUGCUUUCAUUCACUCUUUGGUUCUCAGUGACAACAUCCAAAGGGUUUAAAAGGAGUCUCGUGGCAGGAGGUCAUGCUGCAAGAUACAGCCUCUCUCCUGCACUUGCACAACACUGAUGCUGCCAGCUAUGGAUGAUCUAUUACAAAGCAGUAUGUGCUUCAAGAAUGACAGGAUAAUGAAAAUGCUUCAUCGAAGGAGGACAGUGACUUAAAAGGGUUUAUCUCUCUUGACUCCAUCUUUGAGCAAAAAGCAAAAAAAAAAAGAAACUUAAGAGGAAAUAUUCAUUGAGGUGUGUUUCUAGAUGCAGUGGUGUCUGCUUUAUAUUCACAUCAGAAGUCUACAUAAUAACUACAGAGAAGCCUUAAGGUUAUCCAUCAUUUUUCUUUUCAGGGGUCCAGCAAUGUAAAACAAAAUGGUGCGUUGCUGGACCCCUUAGUAGAAAUCGAUAAACAGCCUUCUCCCAUUUAUUUUUGUCUUAUUCCGAACCACUGCAAUUGUCUACACUUAACAAGAAGAUACAGCAGAUUAUAAGAAAGAGCGGAACUAAAUACAUUUUGCAAUUUUGAGAGUGGAACUAAAUAUCUAGAGCCAUGUGCUCUGUCAUAGAGGAUGGCAAUACGGAUUCUGUAGUUACAUGUUGGAAGAGCGUUCUCUACAAUGUUCUUAUCGGUGCGGUGCUUGUUCUGAUCAUCAUCAUCACCAUAUGUGGUAACGUGGUGGUAUGUCUAGCUGUGGGCCUGGACCGCAAGCUUCGUAGCAUGACAAAUUGUUUUAUUGUGUCACUGGCUAUAACAGACCUUUUGUUGGGUAUUUUGGUACUACCAUUUUCUGCCUUAAACCUCUUACAUGAAGAAUGGCCUUUUGGGGCCACCUUCUGCAACAUUUACACAAGCCUGGACGUCAUGCUGUGUACAGCCUCAAUUCUUAAUCUGUUCAUGAUCAGUUUAGAUCGAUACUAUGGGGUCACUGCCCCACUUCGCUAUUCCAUGCACGUAACACCUUUCCGUGUGGCUAUAGCUAUGUGUGUGAUAUGGGUGGUUUCCCUCAUGGUAUCUUUUCUCCCUAUUCACCUAGGAUGGAAUACAAAAGAUAAAUCUAUUCAGAACUAUAGAGACAGCAACGACAAGGAAUGUAAAUUGGAACUGAACAAAGAAUAUGUCUUAGUUGAUGGUCUGCUAACAUUCUACCUCCCAUUAAGCAUCAUGUGUCUCAUGUACUACAGAAUCUUUAAAAUCGCUAGGGAGCAAGCCAAAAGGAUUAAUCACGCCAACUGUUGCAAUGCACUAAGCCCCACAUUACCUACUGUUCGAGAACAUAAAGCUACUGUUACUUUGGCAGCUGUCAUGGGGGCUUUUAUCAUUUGUUGGUUUCCUUAUUUUACUGUGUUUACUUAUGAAGGGGUGAAUGAAACUGAUGUAGAUGAGACAGCUUUCUUAAUAGUAUUGUGGUUGGGUUAUGCCAACUCAGCACUCAAUCCAAUAUUAUAUGCUGCUCUGAAUAGAGAUUUUCGCACUGCAUACCAGCGAUUAUUGCACUGUCGGAGAGUCGGGCCUCAGAACCAUGAAACCCCACUGACAUUACUUCAUAUUCGUCGUUCUGAGGACAGGACACAUCAAAUUAUGCAAAACACACAAGGAGAAAAACUAAACAUGGUUCACAAUAUGAAUGGAAAAGAGGGAAGGCCAUUUAUCACAAACACAGUAGAAAGAGAACGUUCCAGACUGUGCAGUAAAUGCGUGGAUUUUGUGACCUAGACGAGAUCACUGACUCUUCUAAGGUUCCUUUUGGAAAUCGGCACAUGUUAAUAGAAACUGCACGAGUGGUUAGAUGGGACAUAAUUGACACACCCUGGAUACUUGCCUUCACAGCUUCAGGAAACAGUGUUCUUUUAAAAUGGGAGUUCACCUUGAAAAAAGUUUGAGUAUGUUAUAGAUGAAUGAUUGGUGGCCAUUUUUUAGUUCAAGCCCAUGUUAGAAGUUCAACCCUUGGUUAGGGCUCCUUUUGGAUUAUACAAAGACACAUUAGGUUUGUCAAAUUAUUAAGCUUCCUAGUAUGGCCCCACAAAUGCAAUGCUGUCAAUGACGGGAACUUAUAUUUGCUCAUAUAUUAUUCAAGGCCACCUCUUCCAUUUUUUCUUUCCAACUGCUGACUGGCUGCUAGAGCAAUCAUUAAGCCCUAGUUAGCUCUAGCUAAAUGUUAAAAUCACAAGCCUGACAUCCUUGCAAAAACAACUGCAAAUUGCCUUUAGAAUUACACUGUCUGCAUCAUACUAACUGGUCAUUUUUAAGGUGAAUUUCCCCUUUAAUACUCCCGAUUUUGUAGGACUAAAAGUCUUAGUCCAAGUACAAGUCCAAGUUAAGACUUGUAUCCAAGUCAAUGGAAUUUAUGACAAUCAUCAGGGUGAGGAAUGUUUAUACAGGAUUUUAUUCUAUGGCAGUCCUGGAAUAUGCACACAAGACUCUCACUUCCUGGUACCUCUGCUUGAGAUGCUGCAGGAUGGACAUUUUCAUCUUUUGGAAACAGUUACUGGGAUUGUGCUUAAUACAGAAACAUCUUGGACAAACUGGUUUUCUUUCAACACUGUAAUCAUCAACUGAGCGGUUGUAACCUUUAUGAAACCGGUCAAAAAAGCUAUGAUGUAAAAUGAAAAAUGAAACGGGUUACUGUGGGAAACACAAGACAAAUUGUUUGCUGGAUGUACAAUGGACCGGGUAUGGCACUAUUUAAUUGUCAUUAUGGUUACACUCAGGUGGUAUAGAUGCAGUCACGGUCAUGUAACAUGUACCAGAUCACAGCCAUUGGUCACCUCAGUACCUUCCCCACAGGGGCUCAUUUACUAAGAUAUGUGAUAUAAUGAAAUUCAUUUUGAUCUAUCUACCGCAAGUUAUACAAUGAAAGCAAGGAUGUGAUACUAAAAGGGUCUUUACUGAGCAGGAAGGCCUUAUGACAAGUGCUAAAAGCAGGAAAUCCACCAUUUUUUUGCAUUAUCAUACUGCCCCUCCUUUCGAAAUACAGAGACUUCUAACUGCCCCAGUAAAUGCAGUGCUGCCUGCCUUCAACAGCACCGUAUUCAUGGGUGUUGGAAGGGGAAAGAUACAUUGACAACCCCCUUACCCCAUUCCUAACUUGCAAAUCUUUUAGACAGGACAGGCCUGCAUUCACUGAUGCUACACUCUACACCAUAUUUUCUUUAACUGAGAUGUAGACCACAGCCAAGACUCAGGGAAAAACUGGUCCCUGAAUGGCUGCUAAGCCCCUUAGUGCUCUUACCUUUAUAUGCAAUUAAAGGUACUAAAAUUCCCCAGGAGCAGGAACCCAUAGCAACCAAUAAGAUGUUUGCUUUUAAACAGGUAACCAGUAAAUGCUGCCUGCUGAUUAGUUGCUAUAGGUUACUGCACCUGGGCACCUUAGUGGCUUUUUUUACAUCACCCCUUUAAACUUCUUCCCUGGGUUUGAGUAAAUAAGCCAUUAUGGCUUUACAGUACUGGUGCAACACCUAUGUUACACUAGCAACACAUUAUUUUGGCAAUAAAGCUAUCUGUAGCAUCAUGCCAAAAACAACUGUAUAUCUGCACUCAGCAUUGCUAUGUGAGUCACUUGCAGCCCUGUUUAUUCUAGUGAGCCAGUGAGGUAUCUCAGAGCUAUUCAUUUUGCACUUAAAGUAAAUGUAUACCUUAUAUUUAUACCAUAUUAGUAAGUUGGUUUUAUCUUCUAUUCAUUUCUCAUUUCCCAUUCAUUUUGCAUUCACUGACUUGCUUUUAUACAUAUGAGCAGGAAAUAUCCUAUUGAAACGUUUAAUUUACAGAAUAACUGCACAAUAAUAAAUGUAUGAUCUAGGAGGGUGUUGCUGAUGUUAUUCUGGGAGAAGUUACCGCUUAUCUCAAGUGAAGAAGCACUAUCAAAGCUGACACGUAUAUUAUGAGCAGUUUUUAAGAGAAGGAAUGUUCUGUGCUCACAGUAAUUUAGAGCCUCAUAAUUACAGUAACUGCCUGUUUUAAGAAGACAUGCACAAGCACAAAUGUAAUUUUACAUUUCAGAUUCAUCUGAAUCUUUAGCAGCUAUAUACUAACACAAAUGCAAUGUGCAAAGUGCAAACUUUGGUUGCCAGUCAGUGCAUUUUACCCAAAGCUGUAUUAUUUUCCAGAAUCCCAAUAUAAAAGUUGGGCAACCUCCUUAAAUUACCCCCGCCUUAGUAAAAUGUUGUAUUUGCAAUAUCCUGGCAUCAGUGGGGGUAUAAUAACAUAACCUUUUGAUUGAAGGAAGUAACUAAAAGAACUGCUGUUCAGUUGUUAGUAAUAGAGAAAAAUAAAUCUGAAUGCAGGGAAAAAGGUAUGUUAUUCUGAGGGCUGUAGAGAGUAAUUUUAGAGCUAAUUUCCUAACAAAGAUACUAAAUUGCACUAAUGAAAUUAUCUAUAGAAACCAUCAGUUGAUUGCUUUCAUUUUCUAACAUUCCACAUAUUAAAAGCUAAUUGAUGUUUGGUUGCUUUUGAUUAAUUUAGCAUCUAUGUUUGUAAAAAAGCCCCUUAGUGUUUGAUCUAUCAGGUGUAGUCAGUUGUAUGAGUAGGUGCAACACUCUAAGGUAACCCAGCUAGUAACAUCUUUGCAAGGCUGAUGGUAAUCCAGGGACCUCUACCUGUCGAUACCCUACACUUUGUAUCUUGCACCUUAUUCAAAAAAGAAUGAAGUAACUGGCAUCCUGGCACAAAGCACAGCCAUAGAUUCAUGUGUUUUAAUGCAAAUACAUUUUUGAAUGACACUUGAAUAGAGGCACUUUUGCACACACUGUGAUACUUAAAUGAGUCCAAUAACCUGAAAUAAUGGGACCAGCACUCCAAAUUCUUUGAAUAAUCAAUGCUUCUAUUUCACAACCUUACUUUUUCCUUACGUUUGGCCCCACCUGGCCACUGGCAAUCUGGAAACUUGGGCUAAUGCCAGAGGGUUUGCUGUAAGUUUCUAUAGAUUGGUGCUUUGUAUGAGACCUGCGUGGGGUCUGCGUGGUCGGUCUUUGUAUGCCUAGCAUGCCAUAUAUACAGAAAGACACCAACCCAUAACUCACAUUUUCCCACAUACAGUACCUAGAACACAGAGUUACAUAUAAAUUCUCCUUCAGCUAACAAACACUGGAAUGGAUUCAUGUACUCUACUAACUGGAUCGAUUCACUCAAAUGUAUAAAGUUUCUCUUGUGAAUUACACUUACCACCAUUGUACACAGUUCAUCCCAUGUACUCAUACUGGAUUGUCUAGAAAGGGCAUCAUUUUGUUCUUUGAAUCUUUAUGCAUGUCUCUAAACUUAUAGGGAGCCAUACCAGCAAUCUGCCUGGCGGUUCACCCCCUUAUCAUCAGGGAACUGAAGCAUUUAGCUUGAAUUGAAUGAAAAAAAAAAUAGAAUAAAAUAUUUAAACUUUGCUAAAUAAAUUGUCCAUAGGGCAGAAUAAAAGGGGAUGUUCAUCUUUUCAAGUGCUACCAAAGUGGAAACACUUUUGCAAAUAUAAUCAUUUAGCAGAAAUCAGUUGUUUAAACAUUACUAACUGAUAUUGUUGUCCCAUACCAGAAAGAAUAUUUAGACCAUUCCUCUGUAGAAUGGUGUUUCCGACCCAUUCCUUCCUUCCCAUAAUGCAGAAUGGUGGCAGGUAUGAAACUUCAGCAGAGAGAGAUGUGGGUUUACACUGCUCUGUAUGCCCAGUGCCUAAAUCACUCAUUUGCAUAGCAUUAAUCCUAUUGGCAGCUGACCAGAUUAAUGCUUAGCAAAUGAAUGAGGACAGCCGGGAUACGUGCAGUUAACCCAAAUGUCAUCAAAGGCACAUUUGCCCAGGAGCAGUAACCCAUAGCAGCCAAUAAAAUGCUUGCUUUUAAACAGAUGACCAGUAAAU
Molecule: messenger RNA, 6024 nt
Organism: Xenopus tropicalis (tropical clawed frog)
Lineage: Eukaryota; Metazoa; Chordata; Amphibia; Anura; Pipidae
Gene: hrh2
Product: histamine receptor H2
Exons: 3
Coding region: 744-1907 (387 amino acids)
Biological process (GO): gastric acid secretion; signal transduction; G protein-coupled receptor signaling pathway
Cellular component (GO): membrane; plasma membrane; synapse
Molecular function (GO): G protein-coupled receptor activity; histamine receptor activity
Source: RefSeq, a predicted model, not a curated record